This is a messenger RNA of Staurois parvus, 525 nucleotides long. NCBI's taxonomy places the organism in Eukaryota, Metazoa, Chordata, Amphibia, Anura, Ranidae. The record is from the annotation of a GenBank genome assembly.
UCUUUAUUCAAAGGCGUGUUUGUGCACCGUUAUCGUGACGUCCAUGCUGAUGUCCGCGCUCUGUGCAUAGCAGAACUUGGAAUCUGGAUCAAAAGCUACCCCCAUUCCUUUUUGAAUGACAGCUAUUUGAAGUAUUUAGGAUGGAAUUUGCAUGACAAGCAAGGACACGUCAGAUUGCAGUGCAUACGCUGCUUGCAGGAACUGUACGCUGUCCCAGGCCAUGGUGGAAAAGUGGAGCUUUUUACGAAUAGGUUUAAGGACAGAAUAUUGUCAAUGGUUGAAGACAAAGAGCCACAGGUUGCCGCAGAAUCAGUAAAGCUGAUUAGUCUGAUCUACAUGAACAUGGAGAAUAUUUUCAGUGCUGACGAUUGUGCAAGUGUUGACAACCUGGUGUAUACCACCAACCGUUUCAUAGCAUCUGCAGCAGGGGACUUCCUGUACAAGAGGUUUCUGAGAGUUGACCUGGAGGAGCUUAGUCCGAAGAGGAGGAAUCGUCAUGAUGCAGAUGCAAUAUUUUUUCAGAGA